Rhineura floridana is the source of this 2228-nucleotide messenger RNA. RefSeq lists its product as uncharacterized. The transcript has 3 exons. NCBI's taxonomy places the organism in Eukaryota, Metazoa, Chordata, Lepidosauria, Squamata, Rhineuridae. The coding region runs from base 1156 to 1848 and encodes 230 amino acids. The record is from RefSeq and is a predicted model, not a curated record.
ACCGACGAAGAGGACAGAGCAAGGGGGUGGCGUCGGGGAGGAUCCAAAAAGAAAGAAGAAGAGAAACGUUUACAUGCACUGAAGUGGAUGCGGUUUUUCAAGAACUAAAAGGCGACCAAGAUGCACCCACACAUCUGCAGUGUGAUCAUGCAUCAGAACAUAGCCUGAGGUUUCUGCAGCAUGUGGUUUUCCUGCCUGUAAACCUCUACCACAAGGAGGCCUCAAGCAGCCAGCGCUGAUUCACAUACAUACCAAAACGGGUCUGCUUACUAGGGUGCUAGCAUCCACUUCAUUCAAGUACACUUGAUCUGUCUCCUGAGAUCCAAAAGAUUUUCAUCGGGACUUCCCAGGAGGAUCGCUCCGCCUGUGCUGCCUCUGGCACGGGCUCCCGUCUUGGUGGAAACUUUUUCAGUUUUAAAACCAAUCAGAAGGGCUUUUUGACUGGGGAAAAUUUCUUCCGGAUAAGGAAGAAACGUAGAGAUUUUCCACAGAGCUUUGUUGUGUUUGUUGGAGGCUGGAAUUCUGUGAAAGAAGGUCUUCCAGCAGCUCGGACGGAGCUAGGAUUUCCAACCAGCUCAACUGAUUAAGUGAGCCAUUUUUUUUCUUCAAAGAAAAACGGAUUAACAGGCAAGCAUUCUCCUGUCUUUUCUCAUUAUUUUGUUAUCAAUACAGCUAAAGAGAUUUGUCAAAGAACCAGCAAUUAAGAAACCCUGGGUGAGUCAUAGCUUUCUCUUUUAUUCACGGAGCUAAGGGGAAGAAAAUAGAAAUAGUUUAUCUUUAUUUUUAUUGCAAAAAGCUGGCAUGGAAUUCAGCAUUAUAAAGAUUACAAACGGCUGAGGGGUUUCUAAUUUAAAGAGAAAACUUUUUUUGAUUUAUAAGAUUUUUGAGUAAUAUAUGUCUGGGACUAUUUUUCCGGUUUACUUUUUUUUUUUUGACGAGUCUGCUCAUUCUUCCUGCUACUAAUUAUUUGGAUGCUGUGAAUUAAAGUUGUUUUGGCACUUUUGGACAUACAAGAGAUAAGGCAGUUCGUCUUGUCUAGAGGGUGACGUCAGCUGGCUUGAAAGAUUAACUCCUUUGAAACUGGAUAAAGAAAUAAACUGUUCUUUGCUUGGGACAUUGGAAAUUGAAGGGAUUGUGGUUUUUUUGGUUUUAAGAAUGACAAUCAAGAAGGUGGUUGAGAUCAUGGAUGUACAAGAAGGGACUUUCUCUUUAGAUAUGUUUCAGAAAAUAAUGAAUGAGAUUAAGCUAACAAAACAAGAACUCAGACAUAACAGACAAGUGAUAAGUGAAUUUGGCGAAAUGAGACAGGAGCUGAAAGAAAUUCAGGAUUCUAUGAGAAAGGAGAACAAAGAUAAAUUUGGAAAAUUAAAAAAGGAUGAAAGAAAAAUUAAAGGGAAGGUUCAAGCCCUGGAGAUUGGAUUAAAUAUGGUCUUGGGAAAAGAUUUGGAUUUCCUGGCUGUGAUGGAUCCUGGAGACAAAUAUUACUGUUUGGAAUUCAGCGCUGUCCCUGAAGGAAUUGGUGAAGAGAUUGGAGAUAAAGAUAUCAUCGGUUCGAAAAAAUUCAUGGACUGGAAGGAUUUGAUGGAACUUGAAAUGGAGAAAGUUUACAGAAUUAAUUCCUGUUUUGUGACAAUGAAAAACCCUUCAAGAGAUGUGCUAGUGCAUUCUGUAAAAAAGAGGAACAGAGAUGCGGUUCUGCAACAAUACUUCAGUGAUACGUUCGGAAAUGAUGGCAAGAAAAUAUUUGUGAUGAAGGAAAUCCCUAUCAGACUCUUAUUAUAUGACUAUGACAGCAAGAUUAUUGGGUGCGUAAAGAUGGAAGAUGGAAGAUGGAAUCAACACGGAUAAAGGAAGAAGAGCAAUUUGAAAUUACUGGAUUUAAUAGACUUGAAGAGUUGGAUUAAUUGACAUGUCUAUCUAGAAACAAAUUGAUGGACAUAUAUCUCAAGGAUUGGAAACUUCUCUUUGACUUUUUGUAGAAGAAUAAAAUGAUAUGAUGUUAAUGAGAUUUGAUACCAACUAAGAUAACUGCUGGAGGAAGGUGAUUUUAUAAUUUAUCAAGAGACAGGUUUGUUAUAUAUUAUAGACCUAUAGCUGAACUACGACAAAUCGGAAGUCAAUAGUUUUUUUGUUUGUUUGUUUCUUUUUAUUGUAUUAAUUUUAAUUUGUGUUUUUCUUUUUGUAUUGUCUUGAUUUUGAAAAUUUGAAUAAAAAUUAAUUGAAAAAAA